This is a messenger RNA of Laetiporus sulphureus 93-53, 1769 nucleotides long. RefSeq lists its product as uncharacterized. Lineage: Eukaryota; Fungi; Basidiomycota; Agaricomycetes; Polyporales; Laetiporaceae. Bases 77 to 1282 code for a protein of 401 amino acids. The record is from RefSeq and is a predicted model, not a curated record. The transcript has a single exon.
UCAGCGUGGGAAUUAUAUGUCAUCUCCGCCACCGUUCCGCCACCGCACUCAUUCUCGUCUCCCUCCAUCAUGCAUCAUGGCUACAGUCACUCACUACAUUUACUCACACUAUGACCCUGCAGAACGGCCUCAACUCGAGCAGGAGGCCGGUCAGAUCCCAGAGGAAGAAGAGAAGGACGCAUGGCAGACAGAGUCAUCUUUCGGCGCACAGCGCCGCCUUGCAGCAGCACCUCGAUUCGUUCGCGGAAUUGUCUCCUACGAUGAGAUCAACGACAUGAUGAGUUUGCCAUCUACCCUGCAAGUAGCACCAGAGGAGAAAGCCAACACCGUCGUCAGCAGCUGGUACAGGUCUUUGAUGCGGAGCGCGAGCGCGCCUCUGCCUCUUGAGGAGACCGAGACGCUACUGGCGUCCAGCUUUACCACUUCAUGCACUACUGCCGCCUCCUCUGUCGGACCAUCUUCUCCUGCUCCCACAUCCAGAAAGCGCGAAAGCCGAAACAAGGAUAACUGGUUCAUCACCAGAGCCCUUCGCUCAGAGCCUCCUACUACUUGUCCGACACCCACGCCUACCCUUGCUGAUAUCCUUGCCCGUGAGCCUCCACCGCUUCCUAACGACCAGCCGUACACUCCUCCUGUCUUCCUCACUCUGGGGCCAAAUAAUCGAGGCUACACUAUGCUUCAGCAGAGCGGGUGGAGCGAGGGCGAACCCCUCGGUCCUGGGGUGGUCCGGCGGCCUCGCGUCGAGGAGCCUAUUCCGCAGAUUCCUAUAAGAGCCAGGCGAGAAGCAGGACGAAUGGUCGUCAAGAAGGAAGAGCGCGAGAUCAAGUGCGAUCCGGACGGGGAGAUCAGUGAGCUGCGGGAAGUGGACAUCAUCGACCUGACCCUCUCCGAUUCCGAGGACGGCGAGGAGAACGUCAAGAUGGAGGAGGUUGAGGAAGAGGUCAAGAUGGAGCUGGGAGCUGUGCCCGCUAGUUUAGCGCUGGGACCCAGCGAAGCUGCCCCGUCGUCGCACAACCCGCGCGCUCUCCUCACACCUCUCCCGACCGUGCUCAAGUCAGAUCGCCUCGGUGUCGGUCUCAAGGCCAAGACCGUCGGACCGUACAAGGCGUCAAAGAAGCGUGUUACGCACAAUGCUGCCGCUCUCGCUGAACAUAUAAGGGCGACGGAGGAGAUGCGUAGGAUGAAGACGUUGGUCGGGAGGGGCUCGAAGAGCUUUGCGAGGCUGGCGAAGGCGGAAGCGGAGAGCAGGAGACGGGUGCUCGCCAGCCUGAAGAAAGGCUAGACCGUUGUUGUCGUGUGUGCAUGUCGACAAUGCGACCGCAGGUCUGCUACCUGCUAUUUCCAUCAUGCCUGACCUGUCCUGACUGGAAGCGGGGCCCACUGCGGAGGCGGGAUGUAUGUCCUGUCGUUCCGAGCGCCACUUACGGUCGACAUUACAACUAUUAAGCAACGAGACGUGACGCUAAUGCUUUCUCUCUCGUUGCCCAGUGAUGCUCGACCAGAUGUGACUACUUCCAGAUAAUCCAAUUGUACUAUGUAGAGACGUCCACAGUUAUUAUAAUCAAUAACAUAAUAAGUUGUACUACCAAGCAACGAACGGAGCGAUACGACACCAAACAACGAAGGACUAUUCAGAUUAUCGGUUAGCGCGAGCUAACGAGCGAACAUGAGUGUUAGUGUAAAUGACAGCGAAAAAUCCAGAGUGAUAUGCAGAUAGAUAGGUUGUAGAUGAAGUGUAGAUGCGUGGAAUCUAGAUCAACGAGUGUUUG